GUGCAAAAAGAAGCGAGCAGUUGAAUGCAGUUCUUGACCACGUGGUAAGAAGGUGAAGGAGGAAAUGAACAUUACGAAGUGAUAGUAUCUGUAUUAAAUUCGCUGUAGAAAAUGCAGAAUCAGGCAGCAACGUCGUUCGGAGGCAGUAUGGCUAGCAAUAAACAAGGACGGACGAAAAAGCCGGGCUUCCUCGAUCGGGUCGGCGCAAAGUAUGAAAACCUUCCCGAUGCCGACUUAAUUUCUACCGGAGGUGAACUCAAUCCGUCUUCAGGGAGUGGUAUCGUUGUACCUGGAGGUGGUGCGGGAGCGUUGUCGACCUCUUCACAGAAGAAUGGUAAGAUCAUGUCGAUAUCGAGUUUACCAGGUAGGGGUCGGGCAGCAAUGCCACCAGAUCCACACAGCCGUGAUAGCGAUGACGAACGCGCACGAAUGCUCAAAGUCGGGACGUCUUCGGCCACCUCUUCAACUGGGCCUAUGAGCGGGAUGACCAGUUUCUUCUCCUCAGUCGGCCAGAGCAACGGUUCCACAACGCUGACGAGAGGUCUGGGGCUCGGAUCUUCUUCAGUCGGGCCAUCCUCCACUGCAGGUGGAGUUGGACGCUCCACCGCUGCUUCUGGUGGUAUGGGUAUCGGAGGAGGCUCAUCAUCAUCAAUAGGAGCUGCAGGAGGACGAGGAGGCGGUGGAGCAUCGGACUUCGAUUUUGGAAACAAAUUGGACACUGCUGCUUUGCAGAGCAAACUUUCGAGCAUGUAUCAAAAUUUUUCGGCACAGAGCAAGAACUUCUUUGCCACGUCAUCAAGCAGUACCGGAAUCGGGGACUCUCCAGAUCGGCCGCCUGACCUCGAGGAAGGGCGUAGUGGGGGCUUAGGCGCAUCUUCGCAGUACAUGAAUGACACAGUGAGUAAUGCUUCCGCAGACACGCUGGCCAACGAGUUCCUGGCGAAGCCGAGCUUCAAGGGCUUUACCCGGUUCGUCAAUAAUGAGUUCAGCAGUUUUUCCCAGAAAGCGAAGGUGAACUCCGAAAGAGUGCGCGACAAUAUGAAAAAUAACCUGAACAACGUGAUCGGAAAUGUGCGUGAAGGAGGCUUGGGCGAACAGGUCUUUUUAAAAGGUCAUACAGUGGUAGUGGUGACUUGUUUUUGAUGGACAGUGCAUCUUGUGUGUUAGGUUGUGGGUCUAGGUUCUUUAAUACGUAAAAACACCGCUUGAAUACAAUAUGGCGGCCUUUUCUGCAUGAGAUCAUGAACACAAGUGCCGAUUUAGAUCUUCUGCGCUAUCUUAACAACUCUUUUAAUUUGCAUGUAGUACAGGUGCGCGCAGCCGGUAGUAUGGCAUCCGAGAAAGCAAGCAAAGCGGCUGGUGCAAUCAAGACGGGCGCAUUGAAUGCAAGGGAGAAAGUAGGAAAUCUGAGUCCUCCGAACAUGGUUUCGAAGACGACCAUGAUGAAUUUCUUAGCGGUGUUUCUUUUUGGUAAUUUCAUAAUGGGCCUCGCAUUCACGAUUGGCCUGCCAGUAAUAGCAGUGGCACCACAAAAAUUCGGCAUGCUAUUUGGCCUUGGGAGCGCGCUGACUCUCGCUAGUUUCGGCAUUUUGCGCGGUUGGCGAGCCUUUUCCGCUCACCUAGUGGAAGAAGGACGCAGAAAGUUUGCGAUCGCAUACGUCAUUUCUUUCAUCGGGGUAUUCUGGGCCGCGCUGUUUCAUCCGCCAAUGGCCUACGUGUGGCUUCUAGGAUUUGCUAUUAUCGAAGCGGUGGCUUUGGCGUAUUUCCUGGUAAGCUACAUUCCAGGUGGAACACGAGCGCUCACCUUCAUCGGCAAUAGCAUGGGCAAACUCUGUGCCCGCUUUUUUGGAGUUUCGCUGUCGUCUUCAGCGACGGCGGCUUAGAAGAAUUCCAGGACGAAGAUGUUACUAGCGACGGAAAGAGCACAAGCCUAGGCGAGGGAGAUGACGGAUUCUUCUACAUGUAGAGUACGCGCACACAACAGCAACACAAGCUGUUGUAGUGCUAUGGAUGAUCAUCACCAGAUGAGCUUCCAGUUGUUCUGGUUCAGGCUUCUUCUACUUGAUGUGUUUAGCGUCAGCUUCAAAAAUUCAAAAAUCACUACUAGCAGCACGCACCGAGUCUCGAACGCAUGUCGUGGUCCACAAUCAAGCGCAACACUGUCGACAGCGGUCCGUUUUCAACUCACACACUGACACUGGAAGAUGAAGUUCUUGAUCUACGCAGCUCUGGUCCAAAAAAAGUUGUACGCGCAAGUGCUUCCUUGCUGAUCCUUCAUCUCAGCAGAGAAUUUUGUAUUGUGUAGUUGGCGCUGACACACCUGCACCAAAUGGGUACUUCUGCCCUAUUGUUGUUACUUGUUCACUUUAGGGAUCCAUCGUGCUUGAUGGACGAGAGAUAUGGAU
Molecule: messenger RNA, 2405 nt
Organism: Amoebophrya sp. A25
Lineage: Eukaryota; Dinophyceae; Syndiniales; Amoebophryaceae
Source: the annotation of a GenBank genome assembly